Naegleria fowleri is the source of this 417-nucleotide messenger RNA. RefSeq lists its product as uncharacterized. Lineage: Eukaryota; Heterolobosea; Eutetramitea; Acrasida; Naegleriidae. Gene Ontology annotation, cellular component: axonemal microtubule. Gene Ontology annotation, biological process: axoneme assembly. The transcript has a single exon. Bases 1 to 417 code for a protein of 138 amino acids. The record is from RefSeq and is a predicted model, not a curated record.
AUGCCUCAACUUCAAACAAGCUCGGCAACCAUCACUCCUCUUCGAUUGGAGUUGAAACAGACUCCCACCAACACACAAUCGGUGGUACAGGAGAAUGGAACGCUUCGAUUAAAUGAAUCAUCGGGACAGUCAAAUCCCGUCAACAAGACAGCGAGCCAAACCGGAAAUACUCAAAUUUUGCAAACUCAAGCCCGAAAGAACAAUAACAACCCUUUGUAUACUACCUCAAAUUCCAUGUACGGCUCUAAAAAGGCGUCGGAAAUUCAUAGACCGAGCGAAUAUUUUGGAAGCUCUCAUUCGUUCUCAAAAGAGUUUGUUGGUGGAAUGUUUAGAAAUCAUAGUUUGAACACAAAUAGAACAAGAAAUAUUGCUUUACCAGACCCCACUUUCGGCGCGAAUCAUUACCACGAGCAAUAA